This is a messenger RNA of Aedes albopictus (Asian tiger mosquito), 4075 nucleotides long. RefSeq lists its product as uncharacterized. NCBI's taxonomy places the organism in Eukaryota, Metazoa, Arthropoda, Insecta, Diptera, Culicidae. Bases 2669 to 4033 code for a protein of 454 amino acids. The transcript is spliced from 6 exons. Gene Ontology annotation, molecular function: protein kinase binding; GTPase activity; GTP binding. Gene Ontology annotation, biological process: endocytosis; Cdc42 protein signal transduction; establishment or maintenance of cell polarity. The record is from RefSeq and is a predicted model, not a curated record.
GAAGCUUUCCAAGCUUUUGAGCGAAGCUUUACAAGCUUCUGAGUGAAGCUUUCAAAGCUUCUGAAAGAAGCUGUCCAAGCUUCUGAGUGAAGCUGUCUAAGCUUCGGAAAUAAGCUGUCCAAGCUUCUGAAAGAAUCUGUCCUAGCUUCUGAAAGAAGCUUUCAAAGCUUCUGAAAGAAGCUUUCAAAGCUUCUGAAAGAAGCUUCUCAUGAGAAGCUUUCUCACUUUCUUAGAGAUGCUUUCCGACCUUCUAGGAAAAGCUUUCUAAGAUUAUAAGAGCAGCUUUCCAAUCUUCUAAGAGAAAUUAUAGUAGUUUUUGGAGAUGCUUCCCAAGCUUCUUAGAGAAUGUUUUUAGGCUUCUGAGAGAAGCUUUUGAGAGAAGUUUUUGAGAGAAGUCUUCUGAAAGAAGCAUUCCAAGCUCCAGGGAGAAUCUUUCCAAGCUUCGGAGAGACGUACUCCAUGAUUCCGAGAGAAGCAUGAGAGCAUGAAGGUAUGAUUCCGAUAGACGAAUUGAAGCAUCAAUAACUGAACCACUGUCAACUCAUUACUACAAAAAUUCCAUUAAAUAUUUUCAUGACCUGUCAGAUGACAGCUGUUUGAUUUCUGCGUCGUUACCCUCUUUUGCGAUGACAAUUUCUAAUUCGGAAGGGUGAUUUUUUCCCAUGCAUUCACCUUCAACCCCCAACCAUGCGGAACCGGCUAUAAUUUCGCAUGCUGCCACCAACAGCGUUGAAACAUCUGGAUUUGGAUUGACGGAAUUCCCAUGCUGGACAUCGAAGUUGCCGCCCACGUAUAUUACUGCCUGGGUUGUCGUUGAAAACCUUGGAUCGAUCUGUGAAGACUCGCACAGGUUGUCAGAAUGAGAUUUCAUUGAUUUUAAAUGCAGUGACGCCAGAUAGCAUUGCAAACUAAUAAGUGUACAGAAUAGUGAUGGCUGAGAGAUUUUGAACUUGAAAUCGAAAGUCCUGCGAAUUUCCGUACCCAAUAACUUUUUCUUAGAUCUCAUCCGUAGAAACUCACACGAUUCCGUAGAGCUGACAUCGUUGCUAUCAGGGAUCGUAAUUAUCAUUGAAUUUCUUGGUAAAAUGUCAUGACAUUUUCCAUCCCUGGCUGCUAUUUCAAACGGGUCACUAGCGUAGUACUAGAUUCUCACGCACCUACUUCGAUUGUUCCCAGCUCCCAGUAACCCCGAAUCGCACGUGCACGAAUACUUCAUCGAUGCAACGGAAGUAAAGGGCGCAUACAUCGCCGCCGCAAUCGAUUACCUCCGUUUUCGGUUUGUUGACACUGCUGGCUGCGCUCCGGAGCGCACUCGAUUCGGCCUUAUCAGCACAACAGCUGAGCAAUGCGUUUCCGAACGUCGAGUUGCUGGGAGCAGCAACUGCUGCUAGCUUUCGGUUCCCUUCGGUUCGCUUUGCCGCGGCCAGGUAAAGAUAACAAGCACAAACACUAGUCUUCUUCCCCUCCAGUCCAGCCGCCAACGCAUCCCGCCCGCACGUUCUGUGCGCUUUUGUGCGAGGGAGAUCAAAGCAGGCGGGUAAACAGUAAUUAAAAGUCGAGAGUUGUCGAAAAGGGGAUGAUGAUUCAGCCAGCUGGGCCAAGGCAUUUGUUUUUGGGGGCAGUACUCCCUAGGAUUUGUUUGGUAACGACCGGGCCGAAGCAGCGCUGCCUACUUUGUCCAAUGCCGUGUUGUCAUGACUAAAAAGUCAAUAUUGACCGGAUUCAGUGUACACAAAAAAUCGUCGAUGGACAUCGCAGUUGGUGGUUGUCUGUCAUUGAAGAAAAGGGGUGCAGCCUUUACCUGAAUUUUGAAUCAAUGGCGCAAGUUCUGUAUACAGUGAUUUCGCUGGCAAUCGGCAGCUCAUUUGUUUAUUCGCACGUCAACACAUGGUUCACUGGUUGAUAAGACACGCACCGAUAGUGAUUUCUCAUUAAAUAGAGCAAAUAUUUAAUUGUCAAAACGGGGGAACAUUUCGCAGCCUACUACAGGAUUGUUUACAUCGGUUGGAGAAUGACACCGCGGAAAGUCACGUUCUAUGUGGACUAGUACCGGUGCUUGAGAGGGUUGGACACUUGUCGUACUCAGUUACUGUGCGAAUCUCUCACCUUACUCCAGCGAGGAAACCGGAACACGCACGUUAUCAGCGCUUGCUCAAGUUCGGGUUGAGUCGGGCAGCUCGCCGCCAUGCCGGCCGCCGUCAGAACAGGUGACAGCGACUACUCGAUGCAUGACAGUUCGAUUUGAUGCGACGCGGAAGAGAGUGUGAAAAGAAGUGGUGAAGCGGGAAAGUAAUCAAAAAGUGUGCCUUGUGUGUAUGUGCAGCCAAAGCCUGCUGCGAUUUUGUUUUUGAAUACGUUGUGGUGAAAGUGUGGUGCCACGUGGUGGCGCUAGUGAUGCUAGUGGCUUGAAAAGGCAGCAGUAAAUUGUGGGUGUAACGAAGAAAAGGCUUAAUAGUGGCUGCAGCUGCGUCAUUGUUCGAGUGCAUGGAAUCGUUUCGCUUCGUCGGUCGAGUCGAUAAAAUUGGCUUUCCGUGGUAACUUGAAAGUAGUGAAGAAGCAAGAAGCGAAGGCAAUUCAAUUACUUGAAGAGUUGCCGUGAACCAUUGGAGCGUGGAGGGCUCAUAAAUUGUUCGCCGUGUCUCCUCCCUGGGCGGAACUGCUACACUAGAUGCCGCCGCAGAUAUUGCCCUCCUCAAAGAUGCAAUCCCGCGAGCAUCCGUUCAACCGUUCGACGCGCCCUCUGCUGGAGCGUCGAGCCAAUAUGGCGCAACCGCAGGUCCUCAACAGCAAGCAGAUCAACACCGUGAAGAACAAGGCUCCUACGCGAGGCUACAAUGACUUCAACCUUAUCACUCGCCAAUACGAGAACCUGAACUCCAACAAAGGCUAUCCGUAUGGUAGUCCGCCGUCUCCACCACAUCACGCUUUGAACAACAUUGACUUUCAGUUCUCGGACGUGACAAACGAUCAUCGAUACCAGCGCCCGGUAGCACCGACCACAAACCAUUUCUUCACGGCCGUCAGCACCAAUCGCAACAACAGCGAUCACGAAGACGACGAUGACUACGACGAACUGGUCUACCAUCACAAUCAGCUGAACGUGGUCCAGUCCGGUCCGAUGUUGCCGCGUCGUCGCCUCAUCGAUGCGUCCUCCUGCGGCAACAAUCUGGCGAUACCGCCCGUUCCACCGCAGCGGAUCCUACCGAUUCAGACUCCUCCGCCUCCGCCUCGCGGGGACACUCCGGAAAACGACGGUCCCUUCGUGUUCGGAGUGCACCAUCCCAAUACCUUCACGCCGGCUUACGACAAAGCGAAGGAUGCAUCAACAACCGUCCAGCAGCACAACUACAGUGAUAUUAGCUCCAGUGAGAAGGAAAGGCGAGCACUCGUCAAGGCGAAGAAGCGAACGAAAAAAGAAAAAAAGCAAAAAUCAAAAGACAAAUGCAAGGAGAAGCAGUUGGCAUCCAGUAGUAGCAGCAGCAGUAGUAGCAGUAGCAGUUGCACCAAAGAAAAAGUCGAUGACGAAGAUGAUGAAUCACCGAACGUCAAAUGUGUCCUGGUGGGUGACGGAGCAGUUGGCAAAACGAACCUCAUCGUGUCCUACAUUCAAGAUCGGUUUAUUCCGGAAUACGUGCCGACAGCCUUCGAUAAGUACAAUGUGGACGUCAGCGUGGAUGGCCGGCCCAUCUGUGUGACCCUGUGCGACACCGCCGGCCAGGACGCUCUCGACCCGCUGCGGCAGCUGUGCUACCCCGGUACCGAUGUGUUCCUGCUGUGUUUCUCCGUCGUGCAGCCGGAAUCGUUCCGCUCGCUAGCGUCCAAGUGGGCCCCGGAGGUGUCGAAACUGCGUGGCGCUGUAGUCCUGGUGGGAACCCAAUCCGAUCUGCGGAACGACCGGAGCACGGCACUUAAGCUACAGAUACAAGGAGAGAAACCCGUUCCGGUGUCGGCUGCGUGGGACUUUGCCCGAAAGAUUGGAGCCAAAUACAUCGAAACGUCCUCACAUAGGAAGGUAAGAACCCUUUUGACGUAGUUUCAAUUAACCCUAGUCGUGCAUUGGGGUCAUUAUGACCCC